AAUGUAACUUUUGCAGCAAAAAUGUAACAUUUCAGGAAACAAAACGUAACUUACGACUCAAGGGCCCUGGCAACACUGCUAUCAGGUCUAUGUUUCGAAGUUUCAAGUGAGGUUAUUAAAUUAUACCAAUACAAUUUAAUUACAACAAAUCAAUACUAACAUUAUGAAAACUUUUCCCUGACAUUCAGAAAUAUCACUAGAAACGCGAACUUUAUCAAUGGCUGAAGUAUACAAAUUAAUACAUCCUGUAAAACACUUUAAUGAUUACAUAUCACUUAAUAUUCGCCCAGAUGGCCGGGCAUUUAAUGAGCAUCGUAAUAUUAAACUGAACGUUAAUUCAAUUAAAACAGCGGAGGCUUCAGCAGUGGUAAAAUGUGGUAAUACCACAGUAAUCUGCGGAAUUCAAUUGGAACUAGCUACACCAAAAGCAGAACAACCUGACAUAGGAUUCCUAGUAACAAAUGUAGAAUUGCCUCCAUUAUGUUCAUCUAAGAGCAAACCAGGGCCACCUUCAGACCAUGCCCAAGUGACAAGUAAAAUAGUAUCUGAUAUAUUAAUCAAUUCAAAAUGUAUUGAUUUAAAAGACUUGUGUAUUGUUCCUGAUAAACUUGCGUGGGUGUUGUAUUGCGACAUGGUCUGCAUAGAUAACGAUGGGAGCUUGGUUGAUGCUUGCAUAAUGACUUUAAUAACAAGUUUAAAAACAUUAUCUUUACCAUCAGUCACAUAUGAUGCUGAAACUGAGGAUAUCAAAGUGGAUCCUAGUGUAAGAAAAAAACUAAAUGUUUCUGGAACUCCUGUGGCCACUAGCUUUGCUGUGUACAAACAUAAUCAAAGUAACAUCAUUUUAGCUGAUCCUACUGCCUAUGAAGAAGAGAUGUGUGGAGGAAGUGGUGCAAGUUUAAUUGUGUGUUACAACAAUGGUUUAUUAUGUGGUACACAUAAAUUUGGUGGUAGUAACUUAUCAGCAGAUUGUCAAGAUGUAACCCUAAAAACUGCAAAAGAAAAAUCUGCUAUUGUAGAAAAUGUUAUAAAUGUUUGCAAACAAGACUAUGAAAGUAAUAAAUAACUAAGUUGGUUUUAUUCCAAACAAGUUUUUUAACA
This is a messenger RNA of Manduca sexta (tobacco hornworm), 1101 nucleotides long. RefSeq names its product exosome complex component RRP43. The record is from RefSeq and is a predicted model, not a curated record. Bases 218 to 1066 code for a protein of 282 amino acids. Gene Ontology annotation, biological process: U1 snRNA 3'-end processing; TRAMP-dependent tRNA surveillance pathway; U4 snRNA 3'-end processing. Gene Ontology annotation, cellular component: cytoplasmic exosome (RNase complex); nuclear exosome (RNase complex). The transcript is spliced from 5 exons. Lineage: Eukaryota; Metazoa; Arthropoda; Insecta; Lepidoptera; Sphingidae.